This is a messenger RNA of Mirounga angustirostris (Northern elephant seal), 3568 nucleotides long. It is a transcript of the gene NEXN, whose product is annotated as nexilin F-actin binding protein. The record is from RefSeq and is a predicted model, not a curated record. The transcript has 15 exons. Lineage: Eukaryota; Metazoa; Chordata; Mammalia; Carnivora; Phocidae. The coding region runs from base 469 to 2670 and encodes 733 amino acids. Gene Ontology annotation, biological process: mitochondrial fusion.
CCUGCUUUCAGCCCCGGCUCGUGCCCGGUCGGCCGAGUGGCGUUCGGCUGCUCUCUCCACUCCUACAGGGAAGAGCCCUCCGCGCGCGAGCGGAGUGGGUGCAGUCCCUUCGCUCUACCCUUGGGGUCCAAGCGGGUAUAAAGUUCGCUGUCGUCCCCCACCCACCACGUGCCCCCGGCGCUCCGUCUCCGCCCGCGAUGCCUGCUGUUUUUUAAGAGAAAGCCAGUCCCGGUCUGUCCCUGCGGCGGCUGGGGAGUAAAAUGGGAUUUAACAGCCUAUCAUCUAUCCCCCUCCCUGCAAAGUAUGUUUUGGAGGCGAUUUUGUCCGAGGUGGGAUGUUGGGGUGGCGCAGCUACAGUUGGGAGUUGGAGUGCACAACGUGGUCACCUCUUGAGACCUCUCCCUUGUCCCUGUGCUUUUUGAAAAUGCGAAGCCAUUCCAGCUGUUUGUAACUGUGAAACGCUCCACAAUGCUAAAAAUGUGUUGGCAUUUGAAAGAAAAUAAUCGAGUUGAGAGGAUUCUUUUCUUGUGUUGCCGGAUCUCUGGGAAGCCGUGUGUGCAAGCCCCGGGUGCAGUAUCUGCCAUCCAGUGCAAAAAUAUACAAAACUCCAAAAUCACCCUGAUAACACAUACAGCAGACAUGAAUGAUAUUUCCCAAAAGGCUGAGAUUCUGCUUUCUUCAUCUAAACCUGUCCCAAAAACCUAUGUGCCAAAACUUGGCAAGGGUGAUGUAAAGGAUAAGUUUGAAGCCAUGCAGAGAGCCAGGGAAGAAAGAAAUCAAAGGAGAUCUAGAGAUGAAAAACAAAGAAGAAAAGAACAAUAUAUUAGAGAGAGAGAAUGGAACAGGAGAAAGCAGGAGAUUAAAGAAAUGCUUGCUUCUGAUGAUGAGGAAGAGGUAUCUUCGAAAGUAGAAAAGGCUUAUGUCCCAAAGCUAACAGGAACUGUUAAAGGUAGAUUUGCUGAAAUGGAGAAACAAAGACAAGAGGAACAAAGAAAGAGGACGGAGGAGGAACGAAGACGCAGAAUUGAGCAGGAUAUGUUAGAGAAGAGGAAGAUAGAACGUGAAUUAGCAAAAAGGGCUGAGCAGAUUGAGGACAUAAACAAUACGGGAACUGAAUCAGCAUCAGAGGAAGGAGACGAAUCACUGCUUGUAACAGUGGUACCUGUCAAAUCACAAAAAACUUCUGGAAAGAUGAAGAAUUUUGAGGAUCUAGAGAAAGAACGAGAAGAAAAAGAAAGGGUCAAAUAUGAAGAAGAUAAAAGAAUAAGAUAUGAAGAACAACAGCGAUCUCUCAAGGAAGCAAAGUGUCUUUCAUUGGUUGUGGAUGAUGAACUAGAAAGCGAGGCAAAAAAAGAAUCCCUUUCUCCUGGAAAACUGAAACUAACUUUUGAAGAAUUGGAAAGACAAAGACAAGAAAACCGAAGGAGGCAAGCUGAAGAGGAAGCAAGACAACGUUUAGAAGAAGAGAAGCGUGCUUUUGAAGAAGCAAGGCGGCAAAUGGUAAAUGAAGAGGAGGAAAACCAAGACACAGAAAAAAUUUUAAAAGGGUACCGCCCUGGUAAACUCAAACUCAGUUUUGAAGAAAUAGAAAGACAAAGGAGAGAAGAUGAAAAAAGGAAAGCAGAAGAAGAAGCCAGGAGGAGAAUAGAGGAAGAAAAGAAGGCAUUUGCUGAAGCAAGGAGAAGCAUGGUAGUAGAUGAUGACUUCCCAGAGAUGUAUAAAACAAUUUCUCAAGAAUCUCUUACACCGGGAAAACUGGAAAUUAAUUUUGAAGAAUUACUAAAACAAAAAAUGGAAGAAGAAAAACGACGAACAGAGGAGGAAAGGAAGCAUAAGCUAGAGAUGGAAAAACAGGAAUUUGAACAACUGAGACAAGAAAUGGGAGAGGAAGAGGAAGAACAUGAAACCUUCGAAUUGAGUAGGGAAUAUGAAGAAUUAAUCAAAUUGAAAAGAAGUGGCUCUAUUCAAGCCAAAAAUCUAAAAAGCAAGUUUGAAAAGAUUGGACAAUUGUCUGAAAAAGAAAUACAGAAAAAAAUAGAAGAAGAACGAGCAAGGAGGAGAGCAAUUGACCUUGAAAUUAAAGAGCGAGAAGCAGAAAACUUUCAUGAGGAAGAAGAUGUUGAUGUCAAGCCUGCAAAAAAAAGUGAGGCCCCAUUUACUCAUAAAGUGAACAUGAAAGCUAGAUUUGAACAAAUGGCUAAGGCAAGAGAAGAAGAAGAACAAAGAAGAAUUGAAGAGCAAAAGUUACUACGGAUGCAGUUUGAACAAAAGGAAAUUGAUGCAGCACUACAAAAGAAAAGAGAAGAGGAGGAGGAAGAAGAGGGUGGUAGCAUCGUGAAUGGCUCCACUAUUGAAGAUGACGAGCAAACGAGAUCAGGAGCUCCGUGGUUCAAGAAGCCUCUAAAAAACACAUCGGUUGUAGACAGUGAGCCAGUUAGAUUUACUGUUAAAGUAACAGGAGAACCCAAACCGGAAAUUACAUGGUGGUUUGAAGGAGAAAUACUGCAGGAUGGAGAAGACUACCAAUAUAUUGAAAGAGGAGAAACUUACUGCCUUUAUUUACCAGAAACUUUCCCAGAAGAUGAAGGAGAGUAUAUGUGUAAAGCAGUCAACAACAAAGGCUCUGCAGCUAGUACCUGUAUUCUUACAAUUGAAACUGACGACUACUAGCUCCCCUUCCCUCUCCCUGGAACUUUCUCUCCCUGCCCCCCUGACUUUCUUACUACACCCAUGUUUUCUGUGGCGGGGCCAAAAUGGAAACCAGAAGUGCCACUAUGUUGACUUUCUAUUCCUUUUCAUAAUAGUCUUCAAAACACAAGCUCAUCUAAGGAAUAACUUCUUCCUUUCCAAAUGAUCACCAGAUUCAUCGCCAUAUUAUGCAGAAGUUAAGGUGUAUCUAAUGGGGUAAAAUGGAAAAUUUACUCAAUUAUUAAAAUACAUUAUUUUGCAUGAAAGAAUGUCAUUUAUGAGCUAUUUUCACCGAAAAUUAGUCCAAGAUAGUAGAGAUUUAAUUUGGAACCUAUCAAUUUGAGUUUUCCUUAAUACAUCAUUUUCCUUAUAGUUUCAAAGUCUUUCUGAAGCAGAGAGGGGGAAGGGGUACCAUUCCUUUCAAGGGAAAGGGGAAGCAUGGAGAACAAGAGGAGGACUUUAAAGAAACAAUUGCCAGAGAAAACUUAAUGGAAACCACUGCCUAUAGAGUUCUGAAUGUUGAGAAUAAAUAUUAACAUGUACUUUUCAAAUGUGUGUAAUAUAUAUUCAAGCUUAUAAAGCCAAUUUAUGUUGUGACCUAGCCUGAACAAAUUGUUUAGUGAGAAAACUUUGUAUCAGUAGUUUAUGCAGGAGAAAACACUUUCAACAUAAUGAACGAUUUCAAGAUCUAAGAAAAAAAAAUGGCACAAUCUUCAAUUUUAAAAUCUGGUCUUCAAGUUUGUAAAUAAUUAACUACCAUGUUCUAGUACCAAGUUGUUUUGUAUUUUAGUUUUCUGGAAGACAACUGUAUUUUACAACGUAAACUCCGUAAAGUAACUUCUGCAUUAAAAAAUAAAGUCAAUAUUUUAGAAAAGAAAAA